UUGUUGCCAUGGAUACAGCUUUUAACGCAGGUUAACCGGCAACGAUCCCACAGCAAGGAAGCUCACAAGAAAACAGACGGAGGAUAAGUUUCAAGAUGACGCCCCUCCCCUGCGGUUGAAUUGUUCCCCAUAUUACCAGCUCAGAUCCAGUUACGUCUCCAGUGGCUCAGCAUCCAGGAUCCAGUUAGACCAGACUGGAAACAUGGCGGCGAGCCCACGGACACCUGCGGCUCCUCCUCCGACCAAAACCGUCACCGUCUACCGGAAUGGAGACGCUUUCUAUCCCGGGAAAAAAGUAGUGCUGAAUCCCCGGCAUCUGUCAACUUUCGACAACUUUAUGAACACUUUAACCAGACACGUGGAGGCUCCGUUCGGCGCCGUCAGGAGGCUGUACACACCCACGAAGGGCCACAGUGUCCAGGAGCUGGAUCAGCUGCAGCACGGAGGCUCCUAUGUUGCAGCGGGGAAAGAACCCUUCAAGGUCCUGAACUACUGUGGGAUAGCCACCAUAGAGCCGCAGAAAAGGAAAAAUAAUCCGAUUAAACCUGUACCUCACACCAGAGUAGUUGCUUCGUCUCGCUGGAGGAAAGUCAAGGAUGGGACUUGCACAAUAAAUGUCUUCAGCAACGGAGAGCUGCGGAUUCCUCCGGCUCGGGUCCGGAUCCCAAAGCACACUCUCAAAAACUGGGACCGUGUUUUAUCCAUGGUGACGCACAAAGUGGAGCUUCGAACUGGAGCUGUUUACAAGCUUUGCCGGUUAGACGGACAUCCUGUCAGCGGACCUUCUGAACUGGAGAACAACCAGCAUUAUGUGGCAGUUGGACCUGAAAAGUUCAAACCUCUCCCAUAUGAACGCAAAGCUCUCCUGCUAUCUGCUCGAAACAAAAGACCUGUAAAUAAUACGGUAUGCGAUAGAGAGGACCUUGAGCUCACAGUCGGGGGCAAGAUGAAGGAACGUGCAGCCAAGACGGAGCGAGUCAAACAGCAGAGGAAGGUGUCCAGAAAACCAGCACGCGUCACAGCAGGAGCCGACAGCGUAUUUAAUGCAAAAAACAAAAGAAGUGAGGUGGAGGGCGCGGCGGAGGUGCAGGAAGAGCCCCACCUGAAGGUGGACCUGCCCAUUGAUCAGGUUGAAGCACAAACAGUUGAAGAAGAGCACGAAGCCUCUACCUGCACUGCAAACAGGGAGAAUGUAGACGCCACGCGUCCAAAGAAAACGAAGGCUGCAGGUUUCAAGAAACAUGAGAGGCAGGAGGAGAAGGAGGCGUCGACCGGGCUCAGGGUACGGUCACGGAUGUCCCGCUUUUUCAAGGGUAGGUUCAUCAAAGCAUAAAGCCUGGGAGCAGCUCCAGUGGCGGGUCGUGGGUUCCCCUCCACAGAACCAUAAAGAGAGCUCUGAUACUCACCGCGUCACCAGAACCAGAACCAUGUCAGAGGACCUGCAGCUCCCUCUCUGCAGGGUUUACACCGGGCUUUAUGGGGACCAUCUGUUUGACUCGCACUGCAUCCCAACCUCACAUCAUUUAUCCUCCUGUUGUAACUUUUUCAGUUAUAACAAGAAAUUUUCCUCAUGUUACAUGUUAAAUAAUCUGCCAGUGGUUGAUUAUUUUACCACUAGGGAGUAAUUUUGAUACUUUUUAUCAAUAUUAAGGAAUGUUUUAUUUGAAACAAGCUUCUAUGUGUUGUUGAAAAGUUACUAAUAUGAGUUAGUUUUGUCUUAUUUCAAGUUCUAAGAUAUUUAACUAGAAACUUGAAGUACUUGAUAAGAUUUUGUCUUUUUGCAGUGUAAGCAUGACAAAAAA
This is a messenger RNA of Gambusia affinis (western mosquitofish), 1802 nucleotides long. Its product is annotated as doublecortin domain-containing protein 2. The transcript has 10 exons. Bases 203 to 1333 code for a protein of 376 amino acids. Lineage: Eukaryota; Metazoa; Chordata; Actinopteri; Cyprinodontiformes; Poeciliidae. The record is from RefSeq and is a predicted model, not a curated record. Gene Ontology annotation, cellular component: microtubule; microtubule organizing center. Gene Ontology annotation, biological process: intracellular signal transduction.